AGCUCAAUGAGAGGUAUGAAUUUGAAUACCCAGCCUGAAUAGAACCAUACAUCACGAGCAAUUAAACAUCUUGCUUUAAGGUCACAUCUUAAAUCAUUUUUCUUACGCUCGUUACAGAAACACAUUACUGUUUUCGUGCAUACAUAGCAAGAUGGUUGGGAAAUUAGCAUUGGGACUCCUAUUUUUGGCGUGCAUGUGCCAUGCACGUAAAGUUCAAGAAGCUUACAUGUACCAUGGUAAAAUUGUUCACCAAGAACGUGAAGUAAAAGAUGAAGAAAGAAGAAGUGCUCCAGGAGAUUCCUCAGGUGCUAAACGACAAAUGUGUGGUCCACAAUGUUCUCCCUCCUCAUGUGCUCCCACAUGCAGUCCACAAUGUUGUACCACCAUCAUCCCAAUGCCACCUCCACCACCACCACCAUGUCCAUCUCCACCAUGCAUGCCCCCACCACCUUGCCCAUCACCCCCUUGCAUGCCACCACCGCCGCCACCCUGUGUCCCACCUGCAUGCCCGCCUUCACCAUGUACCAUGCAAGGUGGUUGCGGAGGUAUGGUAGGACCACCCGGCCCACCAGGAGCAAUGGGGGGAAUGGGACCUAUGGGACCUAUGGGGCCUAUGGGACCAAUGGGAGCAGCUGGUAUGCCAGGAAUGAUGGGUCCACCAGGACCAUGUGGACCAAUGGGACCUUGCGGACCACCAGGAAUGCCAGCACCUGCACCAAGACCAUGCGCACCUAUCUGUCUGCACUGGAUGGCUAUCAUUUCUCAGCAACAAGCUCAGUGUCCAACUCAAUGUCAACAAACGCAAUGCUGUGCGCCACCAAUGCAAGCUCCACCACCGCCACCACCACCACCUCCACCGAUGAUGGCAUGUAUGCCAUCCUGUGCGCCAUCAUGCUGUGGCAGAUAAAAUUAUCGAAAUUGGAUCACAGCCACUUUGAUACUGUUGAAGGCUGAAUUUUUUUAGUAUAUAACAUGCACAUAUGUUGUUUACAAAGACGCAACGGGUAUUUGAUUUUUCAGAAGCUGUUUUUAAAUUGUUAUGGAUCAAUUCACAUAGAAAGGAAAUGGGGGUAACCAAGGACGUCCCCGUACAUUAUCAUUAUCUGUAUGCUAGCAUCAGAUUCCAUCAUGCAUGAUUUUAUUAAUUUGUCAUUUUAAUAUUUUUAUUAGAAUUUAACAAGUAACAGUACUAACAUACUAAAAUAUAAUGUGAUAAUUUAA
Hydractinia symbiolongicarpus is the source of this 1221-nucleotide messenger RNA. RefSeq names its product cuticle collagen 2C-like. Lineage: Eukaryota; Metazoa; Cnidaria; Hydrozoa; Anthoathecata; Hydractiniidae. The coding region runs from base 152 to 907 and encodes 251 amino acids. The transcript is spliced from 5 exons. The record is from RefSeq and is a predicted model, not a curated record.